Molecule: messenger RNA, 1267 nt
Organism: Ziziphus jujuba (common jujube)
Lineage: Eukaryota; Viridiplantae; Streptophyta; Magnoliopsida; Rosales; Rhamnaceae
Exons: 2
Coding region: 424-903 (159 amino acids)
Source: RefSeq, a predicted model, not a curated record
AUAAGUAGAAUACUUUUAUUUGCGUUUGAGUUAGGGAUUUUUAUGUGAAUGUGCUUCAUCAUAUCUUUCUUUUUUUCCGUGAAGUUAUGUAUUAACGUUUGAAAGCACAAUUUCCAUUCAUGGUUGUAAAAAGGGGCAGGGGGAUGUGUGCCAGUUGAUGGGGAUGCUUAAAUUUGAAGCAACUGCUUUUACUAGGAGAAGUCGUGAAUUUUCCUGCGUGCAUUAAUGUUUGUGAGACUAUUUGUGAUGUGAUUUCUAAUGGUGAAGGUUUAUUGUUUCAGUGGCGAGUCAGAGUCUACAUUGUAUUUCUGAUGAUAUUCUAUUGCAGACAUAAUAAUGUUAACAGAUUUGUAAAUGGGAAGGACAAAUUAGUUAGUUUCUUUGGGAAAAUAAAUGGGAUAGCCAUUCUGGUUGAUUUUGAUUAUGAAUCUUGACAUGGCACAUGCUAUGAGUGUUCCCUCUACAGGCCUCCUUGAGUUUGGCUCAAAUCCUCAAGUGAGAGGUUCACAUUUAAAAUUUGGAGAUUUUGUUUUAAGACGUUCACCUAGGUUUCUCCGUAUUCAAGCUGUGCAAGAGAAUGGAGGGCCUAGAAGAUUAGUUGAUAUUAUCAGACUUGUGCCAGAGCUCUCAAGGAACUAUUUCAGAAGUCCCUCUAGGAGGGCUCUCUUUGGGGGGAUUUCUCUGUUAGGUGGCUUCUAUGUUGCACAAACCAUCUCUCUGUCAUUUGGAGCUUUAGGAGUCAAUGAUGUGAUAGCUGCAGUAGUAUGUGUUCUUCUUACCGAGUAUGUAACAAGAUUUUACUACAGCCGUCCAAAGGUAACAUUUCCCGUUGCUCUUCUUAACAAUUUCAAGAUGGGAUUCACUUAUGGUCUUUUCAUUGAUGCUUUUAAGCUGGCAAGCUAACAACACAUAGAAAAUCAUUUCAGUGGCUCAUCUUGACCAAAGACCUGUAGCUUUGAUUUGGUGAAUUUCUCGUUCAAAUUUUAUAACUUUAUAGUUUUUGUAUUCCAAACAUUUCUGAAGUAUAGUCAUACCUAUUAAGGUUUUCAACUAUUUUCAAAAUUGCAUUUUGGUUUGUAAAUUAAGUUGUACAGUUUGUCAUAUGACCAAAGUAAAAUUAUCAUAUAGUUUGCUCUGUAAUUUAAGUUACAAACUUCUGUUUGAAAGCCUGUUAAAUACUAAACACAAUCAAGGGUUUGUAUGAUUUGUAAGGACAUGCUACUAAAUCAUAAUUAAUUUGCCUUUUUGUGGUUGCUUAUUAUGAUCA